Molecule: messenger RNA, 918 nt
Organism: Aspergillus sclerotioniger CBS 115572
Lineage: Eukaryota; Fungi; Ascomycota; Eurotiomycetes; Eurotiales; Aspergillaceae
Exons: 2
Coding region: 129-800 (223 amino acids)
Source: RefSeq, a predicted model, not a curated record
GCCAGGGGGGCCAGGAUGGAUCUGGCCGGGAGUCACGGGGGCCGGAAACCCGGGGGUUACCAUGUCUGCAGCUAUUCAGUCGGUCGCUUCAUUCCAUACUCGCAAGAAUCCGAUCGCAAACGUGUCGAAUGAUUCAUGGGUGUCGAUCCCAUCAUCCCAGGAGGGGGGAAUAUGUAGCUAAUUGGAUAUUGAUCUUGCCUCACUUGCCGGCGAUAAGCACGGACCCGGAGUCUAUUUUUUUUUACAGAUUUCCGUACGAUCAGUCCAGCCCAGCAACCAGCAGCCAAUGGGAAGCCGCAUGCAGCUGUUUCCAGCAUCCUGGAACAGAUCCGCCUGGUCGAUGGCCCGACCGUGACCAAAGUCCUGACCUUCGUACAUAUACUCCGUACUUUACUACUUUUACUGAGUUUAGUACUUUCCGGGUGGCAUUGUGGCGCUGGCCAGGAACAAUGGGCGGAGCAGUCAGGUUUACGACAAGGUUCUGCAGCUGCGUCAGAUCCAUUGAACCUUCACUGAGGGAGGGACAUGACCCCAGGCUAUUGAAAGCCAUUGCCACAGAUAGAUUGGAUGCCUGUAUUGGGAGGUCAUUUGUCAGCUGGACCAGAACUGACUUUAGGCACUCGAGGGAGACCGUGCGACGUGAUUCAUGCGGCGAGGUGCUUUUGCGACCAUUGUGUCAUGGUGAGACGAGGCCUCCCCGGCGAUCAGGAUCUGGUCCACACCCCUUCUGCAGCUAUCCUGGCCCUGGGAAUCCUGCCGAUGCGACCGUCCUACCAGGAUUGCCGUUUUCAGAAGUCUAAGUACGGGCAGAUCGGACCGGAUGAGCACCUUGCUCCUAACCUGGUGAAUCGACGGAGCUAUUGAUCUGGAUUCUAGCUGGCGCGGCUUUUGGAUCCGCGAAGCUCUAUAUAAUCCCUG